Messenger RNA from Protopterus annectens (West African lungfish), 3970 nucleotides. It is a transcript of the gene PCDH8, whose product is annotated as protocadherin 8. The transcript is spliced from 3 exons. Gene Ontology annotation, biological process: homophilic cell-cell adhesion. The record is from RefSeq and is a predicted model, not a curated record. Gene Ontology annotation, cellular component: plasma membrane. Bases 195 to 3230 code for a protein of 1011 amino acids. NCBI's taxonomy places the organism in Eukaryota, Metazoa, Chordata, Ceratodontiformes, Protopteridae. Gene Ontology annotation, molecular function: calcium ion binding.
AACCUGCAGGGGGACUUCCGAAAUUGUCUGAUUAAUUCCUUUACGCACCGCGAAGCUUGUUUGUAAAGCUGGCAACUGGAGAGACCUGCCGUUAUUAAUUACAUUUGUUUAACCAGCUUUCCAUUAUAAAUGAAAGGACUGAAUGAUUGAAACUAAUUGUCAUUAUAUAAUCUGAACUUUUCGUCUUGCCUAAAAUGGCUGUGGAAGGUAUCCUGGCUGUUUCCUUUUCAGCUAGAUGUUGCCUCCUGAUUUUGAUUGUUUGCACGUCUUGUAUGGCAAUGCCUAAGACUGUACGAUACCAGACUUAUGAAGAAGAAGCGAAGGGAACCGUUAUUGGCACACUGGCUGAAGAUCUGCAUCUGAGCACCCCAGAAGGCACCAGUUUCCGCUUAAUGAAGCAGUUCAACACCUCUCUGAUCUCAGUGCGAGAAAAAGAUGGGCAGUUAAUAAUUGGCGACCGCAUAGACAGAGAGCAGCUCUGCAAAAAGUCAUCUCAUUGCAGCAUUGCCUUCGAUGUUGUGAGUCUUUCUAACGAACAAUUUAAACUGAUCCACGUGGAGGUGGAAGUCAGAGACAUUAAUGAUAAUUCUCCUACAUUUCCAAACCCCGAGAUUUCGAUUCAGGUAUCAGAAAGUACUGUUGUAGGUACCAGAAUCCCAAUAGAUAUCGCAGUGGAUGAUGAUGUUGGGUCCAAUUCAGUUCAGAGCUUCCAGAUCUCGGUUAACGGUCAUUUCAGUAUUGAAGUGCAGACAAGAGCCGAUGGGGUAAAAUAUGCAGACCUUGUGCUAAUAAGAGGACUGGACCGAGAGGCUCAAACUUCACAUAUGUUGCAACUAGUUGCCAAGGAUGGAGGUAAUCCUCCUCUGUCCGGCACCACAAAUAUUUACAUCCAAGUCAGUGACUCUAAUGAUAAUAGCCCUGUCUUUGGUCAGAGUUCAUACAAAGUGGAGGUGAACGAGGAUGCACCUGCAGGAUACCUCCUUAUUGAUCUGGACGCUAUCGAUUCAGACGAGGGUUUGAACGGGGAGAUAGUCUAUGGUUUCGGCAGUCAGGUACCGACAGAGAUCCGAGAGGUGUUCCAGAUAGACCAGCAAUCUGGUCGUUUAACUCUGAGAGGACAGCUUGAUUAUGAAACUAAACAGAACUAUGAGCUGGAUAUUCAGGCUCAAGAUCUAGGGCUCAACCCGGUUCCAAGUACCUGUAAAGUCAUGGUGCAUGUCAUUGACGUAAACGACAAUGCCCCAGAGAUUACAAUCACUCCUAUCACUUCUAUCGGCGCUGGAGUUGCCUACAUUACAGAAGCGGCAGCAAAAGAAAGCUUUGUAGCUCUAAUCAGCACCUCGGACAGGGACUCAGGCGUCAAUGGGCGCGUUCAGUGCAGACUGUAUGGUCACGACCAUCUCGGUUUGCAACAGGCCUAUGAAGAUAGCUAUAUGGUGCUGACCACUGCCCCUCUUGAUCGAGAAAGGAUCCCCGAAUAUAACUUAACGGUAGUGGCCGAAGACUUGGGUUCGCCACCCUUUAAAACUAUUGCCCAAUUUACCAUCCGUGUAGGAGAUGAGAAUGAUAAUGCGCCUCUCUUCUCCAAAUCCCUAUACGAAGUUUCAAUCUUGGAAAACAAUGUACCGGGCGCUUACAUAACAACAGUUGUGGCAAGAGACCCUGAUCUGGGACAUAAUGGCAAGGUAAUUUACAAACUGAUUGAAUCAGAAGUGUUGGGAAGCUCUGUGUCCACCUACGUAUCGGUUGACCCUGCCACAGGUGCAGUAUAUGCCCUUCGCAGUUUCAACUAUGAAGUCAUGAAACAAAUUGAAAUGAGAAUCCAAGCUUGCGAUGGUGGCUCGCCACAGCUGUCCAGCAUUACAGUUAUUAGAUUAAAGACUGUAGAUCAAAACGACAAUGCACCAUUUAUCAUCCAUCCGCUUCCCAAAAAUGGGUCGGUAGAUGUCCUGGUACCCAGUUAUGCAACAUCUGGUUACCAAGUGACCCACAUUAAGGCUCGAGAUGUAGACGAAGGCAUUAACUCUGAGCUUUCCUACAGAAUUGUUCAGGACGAAGAACACGGACUUUUUGCUAUCAAUGCACUGACUGGAGACAUUUCCCUGACUCGAGACCUCAGCGGUGUGCUUGCAGAUGGUUUAAAACUUACCGUAGUGGUCACCGAUAGUGGCAGACCACCACUCUCAGUAUCCUGCACAGUCAACUUUAUUAUUACUGCAACAGCGCCACCGAAUGACGAAGCAGUUAUACAUACUCUAAAAGAUGAAGAAGACCGUUUUCUUCAGUGGGACAUCACACUGAUACUAAUAGUCGUGUUGGCUGGUAGCUGUACAUUACUCUUGGUGGCUAUUAUAGCAAUAGCUGCUACACGCAACAGACUCAGAAAAGAAAGCAAGACAAAAAAAGAAAGAGGAAGCCCACAUCUCGAUAUUAGUCCUUCAGUGCUGGCAAGACAAGAGGAAGACACGGUGAUGUCCAGUCACACGGGACUUGUGUUUGACGUGCCAUUUCCCACCAAGGUGUCAUUCUCCAGCGCAGAGUCCGCUACGGAAAUUGAGGAGCCAUCGUCCCAGGCCGAAGACGGCAAUGAGAGCUGUUGUCUUUAUGAAUCUCAGAGAAGACCACGAGCAGCUUGUAGUGAGGGUUAUUGUACCACCCCUGGGCUUGGCAAAGAUCCCCCACGGCAUGACACUCUAUGGAAAGGACACUCCUUCGGCGCCAUUCCCUCGCGUGACCUGGAAAAGUACAGCGGGAAAGAUAGUGGGAAAGGAGACAGUGACUUCAAUGACAGUGAUUCUGAGCUUGGCGGAGAUGCUAUAAAGAAGGAUGUCAUUAUCACCCGAGCACAAAACGGGUUAUGGGCUUGCACGAGUGAGUGCAAAGUUCUGGGACAUUCUGACCGCUGCUGGAGCCCCUCCUUCAGUAAAGCCCCCAGUCAGUCUUCCGUGUCUCAGUCGUCACACCUUUCCACUUUUUCAAAGACUGCAUCUCUGCCCCGUGACCAUUUAAGAAGAGAACACUAUUAUCAGGCGCACAUUCCUAAGACAACAGGUUUGCAAAGUGUGUACGAGAAGGUGUUGCAUAGGGAAUAUGACCGCCAGAUGGCACUGGUGUCCCCUCCGCGCCUCGUGAGGCUUCAGGAGCUCCAUGAACUCGAUGCGUCCCGGUAUAAAACAAAUACCGACAGGUACAUGCAACCUCAAGUAGUGAUCAGCAGUGAAGAGAUGUGAACUCUCUGUGCCAUUUCAUCCAGAUUAAUAUAUUAAGUUAUAUAUAAUUUCCUGUAAGAAACACCAAUGAAUGGAUUGUGCCUUACGAGUGUAGGUUGUAUAAGGCUGGGACUUAUUUGUAGUUCGUGGUUUGCAGCCAAAAAUAAUCAUUGUACAGACAUUUGUUUCUGCCAUACAGUAUAUAUUUUAGUCCUAUAUAUGUGUGGAGUCAUUCUCACCAACAGAAAGUCAACGUGUAUGUUGUUUCUCAGUUAUAGGUGCAUGUGAAUGAAUACUGUAUAUACACUUGUAUAUAAUCAAAAAUAAAUAUGCAUAUAUUUUUAUAAAUAAAUAUAAACUUAAGUAUAAUAUUGCAACAAUAAGUGUCUUGAAGACAUACACGCCUUUGUUUUAAAAUAAAACAUGUAUAUAGCAGUAUACUGCUCAUACAAAAUAUUUGCUAUAUUGCAUUAUGACAUAUCAGUAUGAACAGGUUAUUUUAUAGGGCCUCUGUAUUUAAAAUGUUUUGUAAACAUGAUAUCUAAGCGGUUUAUAAAUGUGGCAUUCUAAUUACAUUAUGUAAAUUGUUUUCACUGAAGUGAUAUGUGUAUGGUUUGUGUGUGUGUGUGUGUGUGUGUGUGUGUGUGUGUGUGUGUGCGCGCAUGCGCGGGGAGCAUGAAAAUGAGAUACAAAGAAACAAACAGUGCCUAUGAGUGUAUAUUUAUAUUAUGUAAAUAAAUAAAACUCCAGAUUUGAUGUCA